This is a messenger RNA of Nothoprocta perdicaria, 8380 nucleotides long. RefSeq names its product attractin (gene ATRN). The coding region runs from base 1 to 4083 and encodes 1360 amino acids. Gene Ontology annotation, cellular component: Golgi apparatus. The record is from RefSeq and is a predicted model, not a curated record. NCBI's taxonomy places the organism in Eukaryota, Metazoa, Chordata, Aves, Tinamiformes, Tinamidae. Gene Ontology annotation, molecular function: protein binding. The transcript is spliced from 30 exons.
AUGUACAGCUGGGAUCGGGCUGUCCAGAAAAGAAGUGUUAAAUACAACGCCGAGCUCAUGGAGACCGGAGAAAAGCACUGGGAGGAGGCGGCGGCGGUGAAGGAGUGCGACAAGCCGUGCGCCAACGGCGGGCGCUGCGUGCCCGCCAGCGGGCAGUGCGAGUGCCAGCCCGGCUGGGUGGGCGACCGGUGCCAGCACUGCGGGGGGCGCUUCAGACUCACUGAACCUUCGGGCUACGUAACGGAUGGUCCUGGAAAUUACAAAUACAAAACAAAAUGCACCUGGCUGCUAGAAGGAAGCCCAAACACAAUCCUGAGGCUUCGGUUCAAUCACUUUGCUACAGAAUGCAGUUGGGACCAUUUAUACGUGUACGAUGGAGACUCGAUUUAUGCUCCCCUGCUAGCAGCUUUUAGUGGUCUUAUUGUUCCUGAGAAAGACAGCAAUGAAACGGUCCCAGAAGUUGUAGCUACUUCUGGAUAUGCUCUUCUGCAUUUCUUCAGCGAUGCUGCCUAUAAUUUGACAGGCUUCAACAUCACAUAUAAUUUCAAUACGUGCCCCAACAAUUGCUCUGGCCGAGGCGAGUGCAGACUCGACAACAGCAGCAAAGCUCUGCAAUGUGAAUGUGCCAAACACUGGAAAGGAGAAGCCUGCGAUAUUCCUUACUGCACGGAUGACUGUGGCGCUCCCGAGAGAGGACACUGUGACUUUAAUGAGACGAAGGCAUGUUUGUGCUCUGCAAACUGGCAAGGUCCUGGCUGUUCCAUUCCUGUUCCUGCAAACCACUCAUUUUGGACCCGGGAGGAAUACUCGCUUCCUAAACUUCCUAGAGCAUCUCACAAAACCAUAAUCCACGACAAUAAAAUGUGGAUUGUUGGAGGCUAUGUCUUCAAUCAUUCUGACUCUCAGAAAGUUUUAGCGUACGAUCUCAUUUCUGAAGAGUGGCUUCCACUGAACCAAACUGUCAACGUGGUAGAGAUGAGAUACGGUCAUUCGCUGGCAUUACAUAAGGACGAUAUGUACAUGUAUGGUGGAAAAAUAGACGCGACGGGCAACGUGACCAGUCAGCUGUGGGUGUUCCACAUUCCCAGCCAGUCCUGGGCUCAGGUGACCCCCAAAGCCAAGGAGCAGUACGCAGUUGUGGGCCACUCGGCGCACAUCGUCACCCUGCAGGACGGUAAGGCCGUGAUGCUCGUCAUCUUCGGCCACUGCCCGCUUUACGGCUACAUCAGCAACGUCCAGGAAUACAACAUUGCCACAAAUACAUGGAGCAUUUUACAGACAAGCGGAGCUUUGGUGCAAGGAGGCUAUGGGCACAGCAGCGUUUAUGAUCCAAAUACAAGAUCCAUUUAUAUCCAUGGAGGUUACAAAGCGUUCAGUGCCAACAAAUACAGGCUAGCAGAUGACUUGUACAAAUAUGAAGUUGAUACCCGUAUGUGGACUGUUCUUAAGGAAAGUAGUUUUUUCCGCUAUUUGCACACUGCUGUGAUAAUGAGUGGAACCAUGCUGGUGUUUGGAGGCAACACGCACAACGACACCUCAAUGAGCCACGGCGCUAAGUGCUUUUCUGCGGAUUUCAUGGCGUACGAUAUUGCUUGCGAUCAGUGGUCAGUGCUUCCUCGUCCUGAUCUCCACCACGACGUGAACAGGUUUGGACAUUCUGCUGUGCUGUACAACAGCACCAUGUAUGUGUUCGGGGGCUUCAACAGCCUCCUCCUGAGCGACAUACUGAAGUACACGCCGGAGCGGUGCGAAGCUUUCGGCAACGAAACGGCCUGUUUGCGAGCGGGCCCCGGGCUGCGGUGUGUGUGGAACAGCUCCCGCCUCCAGUGCCUCCCCUGGGAGAUGGCAACGCUGGAGCAGCAGCAAAAGGUCUUUGAAGACUGUCCUUCUAAGCUAGUUGUAGACAGUGAAAAAUGUGAUCAGAUUACAGACUGCUAUAGCUGUACAGCAAAUACAAACAACUGCCAGUGGUGCACUGACCAGUGUAUCUCGAUGCACAAGAACUGCACAGAAGAACAGAUUCCUAUUACUACAUAUGAUAGCUGUCCGAAGGAUAACCCUGCAUAUUAUUGCAACAAAAAGACAAGUUGUAAAAGCUGUGCCAUGGAUCAGAACUGCCAGUGGGAACCUAGGAAUCAGGAGUGCAUCGCUUUGCCGGAAAAUAUCUGUGGGACAAACUGGCACUUGGUGGGCAACUCGUGCUUGAAGAUCACAAACACAAAGGAGAACUACGAUCACGCCAAACUGUCCUGUAGAUCCAACGGGGCUUACCUGGCUUCUCUUACAACGCAGAAAAAGGUGGAGUUUGUUCUGAAGGAGCUACAGAAGAUGCAGGCUUCACCCAAAACUUUGACUCCGUGGGUUGGCCUGAGAAAAAUCAACGUGUCCUACUGGUGCUGGGAAGACAUGUCGCCCUUCACCAACAACCUGCUCCAGUGGCUGCCCCACGAGCCCAGCGACGCUGGCUUCUGUGGCUACUUAGCCGAGCCUUUGCAGCAGGGCCUGAAGGCAGCGACCUGCAUCAACGAAGUGAACGGCAGCGUCUGCGAGAGGCCAGCCAACCACAGUGCCAAGCAGUGCCGCACGCCCUGCGCCCUGCGCACGCUCUGCGGCGAGUGCACCAGCGGCAGCUCCGAGUGCAUGUGGUGCAGCAACAUGAAGCAGUGCGUGGACUCCAACGCCUACGUGGCCUCCUUCCCCUACGGGCAGUGCAUGGAGUGGUUCACCAUGAGCAGCUGUCCCCCUGAAAACUGUUCAGGCUACUGCACGUGCGGUCACUGUUUGGAACAGCCCGGCUGCGGAUGGUGCACUGAUCCGAGCAACACUGGCAAGGGGAAAUGUAUAGAGGGCUCCUAUAGAGGGCCAGUAAAGAUGCCAACCCCGUCCUCGACAGGGAAGCAAAGCUUGGAACCCGUCCUCAACGUCAGCAUGUGUGCCGCAGAGAAUAAAUACAAUUGGUCCUUUGUUCAGUGUCCAGCCUGCCAGUGCAAUGGGCACAGUAAGUGUGUAAAUGAAAGCAUCUGUGAAAAGUGUGAAAAUCUGACAACUGGCAAACACUGUGAAACUUGUAUUUCUGGCUACUAUGGAGAUCCUACUAAUGGAGGAACGUGUCAGCCUUGCAAAUGCAACGGCCAUGCCUCCGUGUGCAACACCAACACGGGGAAAUGCUUCUGCACCACCAAGGGAAUCAAAGGAGACGAGUGUCAACUGUGUGAAGUUGAAAAUAGAUAUCAGGGAAAUCCACUGAAAGGAACAUGUUACUAUACUCUCCUCAUUGACUAUCAGUUCACCUUCAGCCUCUCUCAAGAGGAUGAUCGCUACUACACGGCCAUCAACUUCGUAGCAACACCAGAAGAGCAAAACAGAGACCUUGACAUGUUUAUCAAUGCAUCUAAGAACUUCAACCUCAAUAUUACGUGGUCAACAAGUUUUGCAGCAGGCACACAGGCUGGGGAGGAGAUUCCAGUCGUUUCAAGAACCAACAUAAAGGARUACAAGGACAGCUUCUCCAAUGAGAAAUUUGAUUUCCGCAACAAUCCAAACAUCACUUUCUUUGUCUAUGUCAGCAAUUUCACCUGGCCAAUAAAAAUACAGAUUGCAUUCUCCCAACACAGCAACUUUAUGGACCUGGUACAGUUCUUUGUGACAUUUUUCAGUUGUUUCCUGUCUUUGCUCCUGGUGGCAGCCGUGGUGUGGAAGAUUAAGCAAAGUUGCUGGGCAUCACGACGGAGAGAGCAACUGCUGCGUGAGAUGCAACAGAUGGCAAGUCGCCCCUUUGCCUCCAUCAACGUUGCCUUAGAAACAGAUGAGGAACCGCCUGAUCUCAUUGGAGGAAGCGUCAAGACCGUACCAAAGCCCAUCGCGCUGGAGCCCUGCUUUGGCAACAAAGCUGCUGUUCUCUCYGUGUUCGUGCGGCUGCCCCGGGGACUGGGCGGAAUCCCACCGCCCGGACAGUCAGGUCUCGCAGUGGCCAGUGCACUGGUGGACAUUUCACAACAGAUGCCAAUUGCCUACAAAGAGAAAUCGGGUGCAAUACGAAAUCGGAAACAGCAGCCCCCUGCACAGCCAGGAACCUGUAUUUGAUGCAUGGACAUCAGAAACUGUGUAGUGUUUUAAACAAAAUGGAACCGUAACACCGAGGAGGAGGAGGAAGAUUCCCAAGUUGUGUCACAAGUGACUAGAAGCACUCGGAGAAACACAACUUCCUUGAACCCAACCUUUUCUCUCAUCUACGUGAUAGUUGGCUUUAUUUGACGACUGCUCCACUUAAGUUUUACUGACACGUGGCUUCAGAUUGCUCCUUUGUUUUCCUCAAGUUUAAAGUGAAAUAAUUUUAUCGCAGGCCCAGUAACAUCCGAUCACCUCAUUUCAUGGUCAGUGUAAAUAGAACAGUAGUCCAAUAUGAAUGACACUCAGGUUUAUACAUGGAAAGUGCUUUGUAGUUCCUGUAUUUAUCAAAUUGUACAAAAAAAAAAAGAAAAAAAGAUGCAGUGUUUACAGGUGUCAGCUCUCAACACAUAAACACUACUAUUAAUCUUCAAAGCAUCUUCAUCCUUUGUUUUCAUUUAAUGUAUAUGCUUAUUUCCAACAUUAUUUAAAUGGAUGUCUUUUCCGGAUACGUUUUUUUCCGUAGUCAUUUUCCAGGACAUCAGGCGAGUAAAAGGGUGAUGCUGAGGCGGAUGUCGUGAGCUGCUCAGACCAAAUGUAAUUCCUGUAGAAGCUGAAUGUUGCUUUUGAAGGACUCAGUGUUUACAUAGUCUUAACCUACUUGGAGUACCCCACCCACAAGUGCCUAGACUUGAACAGAUCUAGGGAGCGAGGAGACUGCUACACACGUUUCUUUUUUUACGUAAUUAUGUUCAUUUAAAAAAAAAAAUAUGUGUAGUCACCCAAGGCAAUACGUGCUCUUUGUAAUAUAUCAUGUGCAGUCAGGGGAAAAUGGCAUUUUCCUGACCAGAGAAAUACUCAGCCAGGUGGAAAUAUCCGGAGGGAAAAUAGAACUGAGGUUCAGCAUCUYGUAAGUGAACUCCUGGUUUCACCAGCCAUCUAAACUGAAGCAGUUUGUGUUCCAGGCCUGAGAUAUGAUCUUUCUUCUGAGUUUCUCUGCCCACUCGACCUCUUUCCCUUGGCUGUUCUUUGGGGCUGCACCGGGGCUCAGAGGUGCUGCUCUUCAGCAAUAAGACUUCCCCUAUCUCCUUGCAGGGUGUAGAGAGCAACACUCCAGGUACCAAGUCAUCUGAGCGUCCCGAAAAAAAAUAUAUAUAUACACAUAUAUUUAUAUAUAUCUUUUCUUAAGGCAAACAGAGCAGCUUCAUUUGGCCACAGGUUUGGGUUUUACAUGGUGAAUUCUGGCUAGUCCCCCUUCAGGUUAGACUAUGGUAGGUGUUGAAGCAGGUGGCCUGGGAGCAGUCGUGAUGCUGAGGCCAGUGUUGGAGGAAGGUGCCAAUCGAGGAGUGCAAUUGCUGCCUAAUCGCAGCUGCUUCGGUUUCAUUGGGAGCCCUGAUGUUGGGUCUCUCACGAGGGCCCUUUGGGGUGAUCAAAUGGAAAUGUAGCAGGUUGAGGAGAGGCGAAUGGAAGGGCCGUUGACCUUUUUUUAAGCCAUGUAGCAGCUUUUUUCCAAACYGAAGUAACUGCAUCUUUUUUUGUGUGCAUGUUUAGGUGACCUGUCACGUACGAGCCACUCAUUCCUCCUGUGUUUUUUGUUUUCUUUUGAUUUUUGGUUUUUAUUUUAAUUUUUUUUAGUGUUUUGGAGRACCUUUUUUGUUUUGGUAUCGCGAUAGAGCGCGGUAGCCAUGCAGGAGAACCUGCUGCUUUCACGGUGUCUGCAGACACCCGUCCUGAUCCGACAUACCUCUUAGCAAGUACAACACUUCCUUGGAAAAAAWAAGAAAAAUACUGUGAAAAAUGCAUCUUUCUCCCUAUAAAUAUAUGGGKUUUAUUCCCCAAUCUGUUUCUAAAGCAGAAGCAUCUUUGCCCGCUGGGGAAGGCAAGCUGAGGGAGGGAAGGGCUGAGCUCUGUCGCUGGGAAUGAAGGGUUUUAGUCGAUUAAAUUUUAGACGAUGCACAGAUUACCUCAGACAGAUUCAUCUCCUGGAAAGAUUUGGUGACUUCCUACGUGCAUAGGGCUAACCUGAAUAGACUGCACUGGAGGAAUAACGCGGGGCUGCAGGUCCUGCCCUGUUCCUGCUCGGCGUGGUGCGAGGUCUGAUGCCCAGCGUCGUGUGCGGAGCUGUCAUUUCUUGCUCCCCCCAAUGCUUUUGGUUUUGGCAGGAAAGCUGCCAGCUCAAAUAGAGAAAACUCUCCUGCAGGUGCUUAAAGUCGUCGCUUUAGGUUUUCCGCCGCUUUUGGCUUUCUGAAUAACAGGCCUGUAAGUGUCAUCUGGUUUUAUUUGUAACAAAAAUCAGCAUUUCUUCUCCCAAAGAGCUGGACAGUCUGAUCUCAAAGACGUCCCUGCAAAGAGUGCCCAGAGCUCAAGCUGCAAGAGUUAAGUGCCAGCGCCUCGAAAGGCAGGCAAAAGUGAUCCACACUCUGUGCUUUCCACRGAAAAAUAAUAGGUAAAUACAGCGAGACUUAUUUAUAUAAAUACCCUAAAACUGCCCCUUUGGGAUGUCACUCUGCAUCUAAUCUCCAAGCUGAUGAGGGAGGAAAAAAUAGAAGCGAAGUCUCGUACAUCUCUCUGCUGCAAACAGUUUCAUCCCAGCCCCAAGGUGAACUCGAGACCCCGGUGGGAAUGGCUGGAGGGAAGAGCUGCUGCUGGUUGUCCCCAGGACGGGACCAAAAGGGAAGGAUUUGUGGGAUUGUGUUGCUGGAGGUGAGGGAGGCACGAAAGAGCAACCUUAUUUCGUGGGAGAAUCUGUAAAUAAAUGAAGAAUAACACACCAACUUUGCACUUGUACAUAAACUAUACAGUAGUGUGCAGAACAUGGGAAGAUUUAAACUGUAUAUAAACCAGAAACAAAAUAUUGAAUGUAUUUUUGAUGCAUUUUAAAUGAUGUAAGAGUUUUGUCAUAAUAACGUCUUCAUAUGAUGGGUAUGAGAUAACUUUCCAGAGCUUUAAAGAAACAUCUGAUUAUGUUCCUGAUAUCUUGCAGCGUAAAGCAGGAGGGCAUAACUUCACUUUUAUGUAUUCAAAUGCAUUUCACUUAAAGUUAUCGGCAACGUAAAAUACGGCUCUUCCAUUUGAAAGAAAAAAAAAAAGAAAAAAAGCACUUGAAAAGAGGUAAUAAAUGUACUUAAAGUAGUCAUUACUUGGGGGAUUAAGUCAGCAGUUUAAGCCUCUAUCAUUAAGAUCAUGCCAGUGAUUUCCAUUCAGAACCACUGUUUGCAAGAGUUUAUAACUAGCAGAAAUUCAGCGUUCAAGGUCUCAGCCCUCAGAGUGGUUUUAUCCUUUGAGAGUCGCCUUUCUUACUAYAUAUAUAUAAAAAUAAAUACAUAUAUGUGUUGCAGCGCUCCUAUUCCARAAAGCAGCAGUGCCAUUGCAUCUCCAAAUAAUGUACUUUUGUUGUUGUUGUUGUUCGCCAUUGUCCAUACUUUUUAGCCCAGAAUUUUCUCUGGAUUGUAGUAGUGGAGCAAUAGAGGACCCCGCCGCAAGAUGGGCCAGGGUGUUGGACGCAAGAAGUUUUAUGGGGUGCGACUUUUGAGUCGUCUUGCCGCUCUCUCUGGGUUUCCAGGGGGCUUUAUUUAACAAAUAAGAGUAUAAGGAAGGCCAGAGUGGAGCUUUACAUGCUGGCCCACCACAAGAGCAGGUUGGGAAGGAGYCCCCAGGGACCUGGGAGCCAACGCAUGGGACACAGAGACCCAGGGCUCCAGUUUUUGGAAUAGCAGCUGGUCAUUUAACUCAAAUUUCCACUUUUCCCUUGAUACCUCCCUCACUGAGAUAAUUUUCCCACAUGCUAGAAAUSCUGCGAUAAUGCAUAUAAUGCUGGGGUUUUUUUUGUUUGUUUGUUUAUUUUACUUCUUUUCUGCUUCUGCACCAGGACAGCUUUAACGCAGCUUAUCACAUCAUCCCAACACUACACGUGGGCUGUUGUUUGUGUGUCUUCCAGGUACUGUAGUUCUUUAGACACUUCUCCAUUUGCCACUGACUCCACAAACCUCUCCAGAAGAAAGGAGAAAAAAAGAAUAUUUGCAGAGGAGUGUAACAUAUGUUGGUCCAUUUUUAAAAAAAAAAAUCAAAAAACGAAACAAAAAAAAAAACGGAUUUUAUAUCACUCUGAAAUUUGUGCACAAUAAAUGUUCUUUACRCUAGGAUCCUUGGACUAAUCAUAUUCUCAAUUUUUUUUUUGUUCUCUAAUUAUUUACAACUCUUCUCCGUGUUCAGACUCGAGCUUAGUUUGUUAAUAUGUAUAAUUUAGCAUUUCUUGCAUUCAUAUGUAAAUACC